Cololabis saira (Pacific saury) is the source of this 2196-nucleotide messenger RNA. It is a transcript of the gene gdap1l1, whose product is annotated as ganglioside induced differentiation associated protein 1-like 1. The transcript is spliced from 6 exons. Bases 97 to 1197 code for a protein of 366 amino acids. The record is from RefSeq and is a predicted model, not a curated record. NCBI's taxonomy places the organism in Eukaryota, Metazoa, Chordata, Actinopteri, Beloniformes, Belonidae.
CUCCCUCCCUCCUCCCUGUCUCUCUCCCUCCUCCUCCUCUGGUGUCCCUCCUCUCCUCGCUGCUCUCCAUCCCGCACACGCACCAACCGCCCUGUCAUGGCGUCCUCCAACCACGUCAACCCCACCACCUGCAGCUGGUGGCCCAUCUCCGCCGGGGACGAAGACGGCCGCGUCCCCGACGGGGAGGAGAGCGAGGAGCCGCCGGCGGAGCUCCGGCCCUUCAGCAAACACACGCUCGUCCUGUACCACUGGACGCAGUCCUUUGCUUCCCAGAAGGUUCGUCUGGUCAUUAAUGAGAAGGGUCUGAUCUGUGACGAGAGAGAUGUGAGUUUGCCGCUGCAGGAGCACAAAGAGCCGUGGUUCAUGAGGCUGAACCUGGGAGAAGAGGUACCCGUCCUCCUCCACGGAGACACCAUCAUCAGUGACUACAACCAGAUUAUAGAUUACCUGGAAAAAAACUUUGUGGGAGACACAGUGCCUCGGCUGGUUCCUGACGUGGACUCGCCUCUCCAUGCUCGUGUGCAGCAGUAUCGUCAGCUACUGGACGGUCUCCCCAUGGACGCCUACACACACGGCUGUAUCCUACACCCAGAGCUCACCACAGACUCUAUGAUCCCAAAGUACGCCACCGCAGAAAUACGUAGACACUUGGCUAAUGCUGCAACAGAGCUGAUGAAGUUGGACCACGAGGAGCCUCAGCUGACAGAACCGUACUUGUCCAAGCAGAAGAAGCUAAUGGCAAAGAUUUUGGACCAUGAUAAUGUAAACUACCUGAAGAAAAUCCUGGGGGAUCUGGCCAUGGUUCUAGAUCAAGUAGAGGCGGAACUGGAAAAAAAGAAACUAGAGUAUCAAGGUCUAAAGUGUGAGUUGUGGCUUUGUGGACCUGAAUUUACACUAGCUGACAUCUGCCUCGGAGCCUUAUUGCACAGGCUGAAGUUCUUGGGACUUUCUAAGAAAUUCUGGGAGGACGGCAGCAGAGCCAACCUGCAGUCCUUUUUUGUGCGUGUGCAAAAACGCUACGCUUUCCGGAAGGUCCUAGGCGACAUCCACACGACCCUCCUGUCGGCAGUCCUACCCAACGCCUUCCGGAUGGUAAAAAAGAAGCCGCCCUCCUUCUUCGGGGCCUCUUUUCUCAUGGGCUCUCUGGGCGGGAUGGGCUACUUUGCCUACUGGUUUUUAAAAAAGAAAUACAUGUAGUGAAUGCCCUUCUUGUUGUGUUAAAUGUCUGUGUAUUUGUGUGAUGUUGCAAUUUUUCUGUAAUGUUUUAUGACUGCAGGAAAACAUAAUGAAUCUAUAUAGAGAACACUAUUACUCAACUGGGUGAACAAAGAAAUAUUACGACAUUCCAUUGUGAGAAAUUUCCUGACAGCACAUUUUUCUGGUAGUCAUGGCUUUCAUAAAGUUAAUUUCUGGAAACUUGCAGCUCUUGCGCAUGCAAGUCCUUACUUAACUUUCUUUGGAGGCAUGUAUGAGGUCCACUCACGGUGAAAUUAAAAGUGAAAAUGCAAAUAAAACACGAGAACAGCCAAAGGGGUUAACUGACCUUCGCAUGCCACUAUUAGUCAGUAUCCUACUCUUUACUCCUGAGGUAUAACCCGUAAAACCACAGGAAUAUAAUCCGUACGACACAUGCUUUCUGUUAUGUGCUGUGCUGCCAGAAACUGCCAGAUAAAAUGAAAGGAUGCAGACAAAGAUAACACUUUUUUUUCAAUUAGCUUUUUUGCUGAGAUGUAAUGGGAAGAUCAAUAACACUUGACUGUGAAUGCUCAGUAUGGAGCAACAGAUCUGAGCCUUGCAUAAAGACUAGAUACAUGGGAAAAGUCAGCCUGGUUCUGCCCCAAAAACUGCACUAAUAUAAACCUGAUACUAUACAUUUGAUCUGUUCCAAUCAGAGAUACAUAUCAAGUUAAAGCCACAGAAGUUUGAUUGCACAGCAGAACGUGAUGAGAACAGAGAAAGUUAAAUCACUUCAUCAAAUACCUUUAAAAACUGUCUUCAUCACUUUUGUUGUUUCCGUAUUUUUUCCAUCCAAGAUAGCUGGAAACAACGCAGGCUCUUACUCCGUCUAACACAAGCAAACUACUGUCACGUUUUGCAUGAAUGUUCGAUGUCUUUGUAAGGUUUCAUUUGGCUUUAACUUUCACCAAUUGAGCUAAAUUAAAUCUAAUUUCCAAAUAUCGUACCCUUAGAUUAGAA